AGUACAAAUUGAGCGGUAUCUUUGCAGUGUGUCGCGGAAGCUCGAAAAGGCAAGCCUAGUCGUCUUGUCGCUUUCUCUCGUUUUUUAAACGCUGCACUCGGAAAAAAGAACAGUGCUACUUUCUUUCUUUCGCGUAUCUUGUCGCAAGAAGACUGCGUCUAAAAUCAUGCAUGUUCUGUGCGUCACAGCGUCGCUUGCGUUGUCUUACUGCUGGCUCCAGCCACCUACGCCCCUGGAGAUAGCUUUCCCUGACUUCACACUGGCACUAAAGGCCAUCCAGAAUUUCACGGCCAUUGCAACCACGCAAGACAAACCGCAGAGAGUGUGCGUGUCGGCCAGAGUACGUCAGCUGGACGAAGUGACGAGAGAUACCGAGGUCGAGUGGCAGUGGGUCGAGCAAGAUAGCGACGGAUCGCCCAUGAAACAUGAUUUCCACUUUAAGUUGGGGUACGGCUUGCCAAAUAGAGCCGUGAUGACCAACUCUGCAGCAGCUGGCCAGCUGGGAGCUGACGCUAUUCUCUUGUACACCGACUACAACCAGUGCGUGGUGGGACUGUUCGUUGCGCCAGUUUUUGAAUGCACGCUGUGGGUGCACGAAUCUGCCAAGGACGCAGUUCCGGACCACUGCUGGGCAGCUUACGGGAACUUCUGCGGCCCCAAGCGGACACUUCUUCAAGCGGAUGAAAAGUGUAAAAAGCAUGAUCGCUGAACAGUAGCCAUGGGAGCCUGUACACUGUAAUCAAAACAGUCUUUCAAAGCCCCGAGAUUGUCGCACUGAAAUCUAACCUUCGUGCUUUUACGAAUAAUAAAAUUAGUAAUAUGAACAAUAAUGAUUUCAGUAGCACUGGUUUUACGCUUUAAGCAUUUUUCUUUUGGUUUGUAUGUGGCCCACAUGUAGGUAAAUAUAGAGCAGCCGAUUAAAGCGAAAUACCUGAGCCGUGUAUCACAUCGUAAUAAAUAUUACACGACAGCUGGCGCAGGAGUUGUGGUUCAUGAAUGUUAGGUAAUAUGUACUGCGUUUUGAUUUCACAAUAAAU
Dermacentor andersoni is the source of this 1037-nucleotide messenger RNA. NCBI's taxonomy places the organism in Eukaryota, Metazoa, Arthropoda, Arachnida, Ixodida, Ixodidae. The record is from RefSeq and is a predicted model, not a curated record.